AUGGGGUCUCCCGACACUCCAAGUGCCUCGGAGAGGCAAUGGCUAUGGAUGCCAGUGGUUUGUACGAUUUGCCUCAUCAUCGCAGUCUUCGCAGGCUGUCUGCGGAUCGGGCGAAUCUGGUGCUUUAACCAGAGCAACGCUGGAACCUCCAGAUGGUAUGGCAUCAAGGUGGUGCUGCGUAUCAGCUAUGCCGUGGGUCUUGUUGCAGGUGCCUUGGGAUUAGCUGAUUCACUGCGCCGGUUCUACGUCCAUCGGGACCAGGCCGCACAAGCGAGUGAAGUAUUUCUGUUCUUUCCGAUCUUGACCUAUGCCUUCUUGGUGGGUUCAUGUGGGUUGAUUCUUCUAGGCAGACUAUGUCUACUUCGCAACAGGCAAGCCGCAGAGCAGGCCUACUAUGCUUGCAAGCAAAACGCCGGGAUCUCUUUCCUGGCGGGCUUGACUGCAGGAAUCACCCAGGAGGUUCUAUGCGGCUUCGAUGACAAGGAAUUCUCCAUGCCAGAUGCAUGGCGAGAAAGUUGCCAGUUGCUGGGAGGCUCCUGCGGCCUCAUUUGUAUCAGCCUCAUUGUAGCUCAGGCCGAUGGUGUCGAGAAGCAUGGGGCUUGGAACGAUGACCAUGAAACGGCCAAGGCUUACCAGGCCCCUGAAGUGACCAGACAGGAAUCUGCCUCGGCUUCAAUCCUGGGCGAUUCAUUCCUUCCUCGGCGGGACCAAUUUAGCAGCCGUCUACCCUGGACAGCCCCAGAACCGCCGGAGGCGACUUGGGCCCCGCCAGUGGAGGCUACGAGGCAAGAGAGCUGCAGUCUGACUGACCCACUUCUGCGAUCACCAGAUUGUUUUCGUGCUGACUCAGAGACUGGCAGUGCUUGGGGAACGGAGCCAGAGCGUCCACAAAGCGACGCGAAAGAUGGAGGCAGGAUUGAGCGUGAACAGCAUGCAAAGCGGGAUGCGGGGACUCAUGAGUCUCGGGAGGCCAAGGCCACCGAAGGGGCUUUGGCAGCCCCUUCUGGCGUAGUCCUGUCAAUGGGCUAUGCCCGCGAUGCAGCAAGUUGUUACCGCAGUCUGAAGGGUUUCAAAAGGGAGAUGGUGAAUCUGAAAGAUUCUGGAGAUUGGAUCUUAGUGGGAAAGGACCUACGGGGUGCCUUCGGAGCCGCAGAGUUCUACAGUUUUCGCAGGUGGUUUUUGGCACCGCAGGGUGUACCGCAGGGUGUACCGCUGUUUGGGACCCUGCGUGGGCUGAACUCUGUGGCUCUGGACGUACUGGUCAAAUCUUUGAAUUCACCCUGCAGCAUUUUGCACAUUUUGCGUCACGUCUCCAGCCGUCCAGCCGUCGCAAGACAAGGUGUUCUUGGCGCGCUGAUCUUUUCGUCAUCUCGUCGUUUUGCUGUCGAGCGGCAGUUCCAGAUCAAGUCUGGCAGGCAUGCACAGGCCACAGAUCGAAAACAGGGCAGCCCGCUACUUUGUGCCGUUUUCUCAGACCGACUCCCGAUGUACGGCGGCCUCGCUUCCGCGCUGCACGGGCGCCUGGCUCUGUCAGCUGUGCUGUCGAGUAGCACUGGAGGUCUUGCUUUGCUGCUGGCAUUGUGUUCCUCUGAUGAGAUCCUUCGCUUGGGUGCCGCCCUGGCGGCCUGUGCCUUCCUGCCGCUGGCGCGACUCCUGGGCUGUGCUGUGGCCAGCCGCAUUCGGUGCUGGGGAAGUCCCAACGGGCGUCAAAUCAUCUUGGAGAUCCUUUCCUUUUUCUUCACCACCCUCUCCAGCUGCCUUUUCGCAGCAAGCCUGGGUGAAAGUGAAACUUGGGUCAUGGGUCUCGCUGUGGCCACCGUGGCCCAGAUCAGACAACCCGGCAGGCAAGGACUGUCGUGGGGUUACUUUCCACAGGAGGCAACUCAUCGGAAGGUGAAAGCACAGCUUCCAUGGAUGUUUGUAUCAUGUGUGGUCUUGACGCUGUUGUGCCUCAUUCUUACAUGGUUUCUAUCCACAGGAAGCACCUUUGGCCCCUGGAUUUGCACCGGUCUAGUGGUUCUCUCAUCUGUGGAGUUGCAAGGCAUCUUGAUGGAGGGUGUCACUUCUUCGGUGGCUGGGGAUGGCAGCGAGCUGCUGGAGGGAUUGUUGCAGCCCCUGAGUUGCGAAGGUCCAGGUUUGUCCAGGUGGUUGGCUCUGGCAGCCUUGGCCAAUGCCAUUGUCUACAGACAGCAGGCACAAACCUUGGCUCCGGGCUAUCGCGCGGACAUUCAGCCGCCACCUUUCGCAGCUCAGGUCUUUGGGCUGCGUGGCAAGGCGCGCAUCACAGUGGUUUCUGCUUUCCAGGCACCCGAUGGGCGAAGUUUUUUCGCGGUGUACCUCCAGAGCGCUUUGGAGGUGCUGCGCGAAUUUACGAUCCGUGUGCAAUGUAUCGUGGCCGCUUCAAGGCGCAAGGGCGCAAAAGCUUUUGAUUUGGCGCAGUUGCAGGUGCUGGAAACAGAUGUCGUGCAACUGGCCCCUUUGAUGAGGAUGGCGGCCUCUGGCCUUAGUGGCUGGAUUUGUCUCAGUCGUGAUCUGGACAGCAUGGGAAAAGUGCAACGAGAAGAUGCGCUUAGCAAGGUUCUCUAUGAGCUUUGUGGUGGAUUGCAAGCACUGCAACGAUUGAUUUCCUUGCGCGGCUUGGUGGAUCUUUGUCCUGACACGGUCCGCUGUGUUCAGAGCUCCUACGAGGAGGCGCAGCAUAGCUUGUUCCAACUGCUGAUCACCUUUGAGCGCUGUGGUCUUCAACAGGUGGUCCUACCGCCACAGUACAAGCGAAUGCUGGAGGAUGUCAUGUUCGACAUCGGGUGGAUGUCGCCAGAAAAUCGCAAGGAUUGCAUGGAGAAGAUUGCUCAGCUGCAGGAAGUGGGUGGCAUCGACCAGCAGGCUGCGCGGCAUUUGCUAGAGGCAAGCGAGUGGAACGUGGAGGAAGCCCUUCACCUCCACUUUGCUUCCGAUGGCCAGGUGCCCAGUACCUCAAGUGCUGUCGAAGGGCAGCCCCUGUUGAACGGUGGCCUGGCGGCGGGCCUCGCUGGGGAAAACUUUCUCAGUGUGGCGCGCAAUGGCUAUGCUGGCUAUGCUGACAGGACGGCUGCCAAUUCUCCAGCUGCCGAGCCACAGGAGAAAACAUUUCUUGGCGCCAUCUCCAAAGCAUGGACAACUGCGAGCCAGGCCUUGCUGGGAGUGGCCUCAGAGGACUUUCAGCAGUGGUUCCAAGACCGUUACGGUCCACCCACACCGCGCUUUUGCAAGGUACCCUUCGGGGAUGCUGUGCAAGAAGCCCUGGGAGAAAGAAAGCUAUUGAUGGCCUGGUUUCAUCAGGAAGAAAAUACAGCUACCCAAAAGCUCUGCAGGGAAGUGCUACAAAACGAGCAGGUAUUGACAAAUCUGCAGGAGGAUUUCCUGCUUUGGGCCGGUGACACCUCGCGCUUCGAGCCUUCUCAAGUUGCAAGGCUGUUGGGCUUGCAGCAAUUCCCUUCACUCGUUCUGCUGCAGCCGGUGGCGAAUGACUUUCAUGCCAACAUUCCCUGUGUGGAAUGGCCCCUGGGCACCUUCUGCGCACCGUUGCACAGUUGCCAGUUUGCAGUGGGUAAUGGAUCAACCUUGGACUCCGACAUGGUCAUUGCAACAAUCCAGAUGACCGCCCAGGACUACAGGGAAGAAGUUCGGAAUGUUCAGGAGGAAUUGCAACGAAGAGAUGUGCAGCUGGCGGAAGAUCGGAGACUGCGAGAGCAGCAGGACUGA
This is a messenger RNA of Cladocopium goreaui, 3741 nucleotides long. The record is from the annotation of a GenBank genome assembly. Lineage: Eukaryota; Dinophyceae; Suessiales; Symbiodiniaceae.